AUGAAGUUGACGGUCGGAAUUACUACUUGGCUUCUGAGCCUACACAGCGUGCUGGGUCGAGUCGGCGCGCCCGUCCGAACCAGCAGUGGAUUAAUUGAGGGCCACGCAGCCGCUCGACGACCAAGCGUGUCGGAGUACCUGGGGAUCCCUUAUGCUGUGUCCCCAACCGGAGACCUACGAUUUGCGCCGCCGGUUGUAUAUAGCGCCAACGACACGAUUCGCGCGGCGGAAUAUAGCCCGUAG
Messenger RNA from Aspergillus candidus, 243 nucleotides. RefSeq lists its product as uncharacterized. Lineage: Eukaryota; Fungi; Ascomycota; Eurotiomycetes; Eurotiales; Aspergillaceae. Bases 1 to 243 code for a protein of 80 amino acids. The record is from RefSeq and is a predicted model, not a curated record. The transcript has 2 exons.